GAGGCGGGUUGCACGUCAGCUAGACCGUGUGUAUAACACCACACACGCGCGCGUGUGGAACACCAAGUCAAGAAAGAGUAUCUUGCGUCUGGCAGCAAACAUCUCUCCAGGAACCAGUUGGAUUUUUCGCGCAAAGGUCCGACCUCGGCCGGGGCAAGCACCUGCCUUACCGACCGGGCCCAUAAACCACCGCCUUAAGGGUUUGAAGCUGCCGUUACUUCGCGCGCCUUGUUAACGAGCCCGGUAACCGGCCAUUAAAUCCCGAAUUUCACGGCGCGAAUCGCGAGCCGGACGGGACGGGCCCGAACGAGGGCCACGCAACGAGACAGACACCUGCCCCGUGUAUUCAUAAUAUGCGGCGGGCUGCGGCGGCCCUGGCCUCGGCAGCGAUCCUUUUGUUGCUCGCGGCCGAACCGACCAGGGCGAGGCACCGUCGCACUGGAAACGGCCAUAAGCCCUCCGGUGACAUCUCACUCUGGAUCGAUCGCCAGCAAAUUAAAAUGUUCUCCGGUCUAGAAAUGGAAAUUUAUGCAAUCACAGAAGGCCUAGUAUUGUCUUAUCUUCUGGACCCGGAAUUCGAAAAUAAAUUGCCUAUAAUUCCAAAUGAGGUGGCGCACGUUAAUUUCACGUGGAAAUCGGGAAUGAAGAAGUAUUAUUAUAAUUUUUUUAAAUUGAAGUCAUGUGAUGAAAUGAUUUUAAAGACACCGUCAAUCACGAUAAAAACGAGAGGACGGGUUCCUAAAAGGCCGAAAGAAUUCAGCGUAUUGCUGCCCUGUUCUGGCAAUGCAAGUGGAAUCGCACAGUUUGGCAUUGGUCUGAUGAUAGAGACACGCAAGGGAAAAGCUUUGAAUGGUACACCCCUUCGUCUCAGCCUGAGAAAAGAAUGCACCGUGCGCGGUGAGUGCGUCAGUCGCGCCCACGAUCUCCACUUCUCCACUCACACAUACAAACCAAAUCCAGGACCCUGUCCAGAUGGAUACUUAGGUCCACCACAUUGCAAGAAAGCUCUCUGUUAUCCAAAUUGCAUGAACGGAGGAAAUUGCACAGCACCAGGAGUGUGCUCGUGUCCACCAGGAUUUCAAGGACCAUAUUGCGAAGGAGGAAUCUGUUCGGAUAAAUGUUUGAAUGGAGGAAAAUGCGUGCAAAAGGACAAUUGUGAAUGUCCUAAGGGUUAUUAUGGACUCCACUGUGAAUUUUCAAAGUGUGUAAUUCCCUGCCUAAAUGGAGGAAAAUGUAAAGGUAACAACGUCUGUCGAUGUCCCACAGGUUUUAAGGGCGAUCAUUGUGAAAUUGGAAGACGUUCGCCACAACGUUCUGCCUGCACAAGGGCUUGCAGAAAUGGAACUUGUCAGCAAGACAAUACCUGUUUGUGUGAGCCAGGAUGGUUCGGAAAAUUAUGCAACAAGAAUAAACCUUGGGCUUGAAAAACGCUUCGGAUUAUUGAAUUGCUUUCGACCGACUGGGAAGAAAAAGAAAAUGCAACGAAAACAGAAAGAAGAUAGAAAAAGAGAAACAAAGAAAUAAGACUCAAAAAGUGAAAUUGUGAAUGCAGAAAAUACUCUUUUAUGUAUAUAAGUAUCCUGUUACUUAUUAAGUUUUGGUCUUUCAAGAAUUUUGGCUCGUGUUGUUAAUUUUUAGGGACUUUUUUAAAAAUAUUUUCUCGACUGAGAAACGAAAAUUGUAUAGUGAGAGAAAUUGUCUAGAUAUUUUGUUAUUUAUAAACCAUCUGUACGAUUGUUACAUUUGGCGAACGUGAUUUUUAUUAGUAUUUUGAAAUUUUUGUUUUUUUGUUUGUUUGAGAGGGAAAAGUGGAAAUGAAGAAAAUUCGUAGUCCAAUCGGUCGGUACCGCGGAACAAAAUGCGAAUGUGUUGGGUUUUGUGAAUAAUCCCACCCCAGAUGUGAUAUGUAAAGUUGCUUUACACCAUUUUAUACUAUAAUUAUUAUUAUUGAUAUUCUUUUAUAUUGUUAGUUUUAUUUUAAUGAUUGUAUAAAAGGAAUACAAGUAUUUUUCUUGUAAUAUAAAAUGCAGAGUGGUUUGUUU
Messenger RNA from Belonocnema kinseyi, 2042 nucleotides. It is a transcript of the gene shf, whose product is annotated as protein shifted. Lineage: Eukaryota; Metazoa; Arthropoda; Insecta; Hymenoptera; Cynipidae. Gene Ontology annotation, biological process: anatomical structure development. Gene Ontology annotation, molecular function: signaling receptor binding. Gene Ontology annotation, cellular component: extracellular region; cell surface. The record is from RefSeq and is a predicted model, not a curated record. Bases 354 to 1424 code for a protein of 356 amino acids. The transcript has 6 exons.